AUGUCAAUGUUACUUCAUUGUUUUGUUUCAUUAGACUAUUCAAUUGCUUUAACAAAAUCUCUCUUGUACUACGAAGCUCAAAGGUCGGGAAAGUUACCAUCAGGACAACGUGUUCAUUGGAGAGGUGAUUCGGGUUUGAAUGAUGGACAAUCAUCAAAGAUUGAUUUGAGCGGAGGCUAUUAUGAUGCUGGAGACAACGUGAAGUUUGGACUUCCCAUGGCGUAUACCGUGACAAUGCUAGCAUGGAGUGUCGUUGAAUACGAAUCCGAGCUAUCCAAGAAGAGCGAGUUGCUCCACACUUUAGAAGCUAUAAAAUGGGGAACCGAUUAUUUCAUAAAAGCCCACCCUGAAGCUAACGUCUUUUAUGGUGAGGUUGGUGAUGGAAACUCCGAUCAUCAAUGUUGGCAAAGACCGGAAGAUAUGACCACUCCGAGGACCCCUUAUAAGAUCGAUAGUUCCCAUCCCGGCUCUGAUCUUGCGGGUGAGACAGCUGCUGCCUUGGCCGCAGCCUCACUUGCAUUUCGCAAGUCGAGUCCAAAAUAUGCGUCCACUCUCCUCACACAUGCAAAGCAGUUAUUUGAUUUUGCUAGUUCAAAUCAAGGACAAUAUCAAAACAGCAUUCCUGAAGCUGGAUCAUUCUACUCAAGUAGUGGUUAUCAGGAUGAAUUGACAUGGGCCGCGGCUUGGCUGUAUGAUGGGACAGGAGACACGAAGUAUGCUGAUUGGAUCAUGCAAGCAGGGUCCGGCGGCACUAGAACCAUGUUCUCGUGGGACGACAAGUAUGUUGGUGCUCAAUUAUUGGUCACCAAGUUCCUCAUGCAAAAAAAGUUAAGUGACAACAAGCUAUUGGAUUACAAGAAUAAGGCGGAAGAGUAUAUAUGUAAUGUCAUUCAGAAAGGAAAUAAUAACGUGGGUAGGACGCCAUCUGGUCUAUUAUGGUGGACACCAUGGAAUAAUCUACAAUACGUCACGUCUUCCAUGUUUGCCGCUUCUACAUAUUCUAACUACAUUAAAGCUGCUAGAUCUAAUGUCAAAUGUGCUCAAGGGCAAGUUACCCCAGAUGAAAUAAUCUCAUUUGUCCGUUCACAGGUGGAUUAUAUAUUGGGUUCGAACCCGAAUAAAAUAAGUUAUAUGGUAGGAUAUGGGUCAAACUAUCCUCAAAAGAUUCAUCAUAGAGGAGCAUCUAUUGUCUCAAUAAAUAAUGAUAGUACACCAUUAGCUUGCAAUGAUGGUUUUGGUAAAUGGUUCAACAAGAAUGCUCCAAACCCUAAUGUGUUGGAUGGGGCAAUUGUGGGUGGGCCGGAUCAAGGUGAUAACUAUAACGAUGAUAGAGGCAAUUAUCAACAAGCCGAACCAGCUACGGCCAAUACAGCUCCCCUUGUUGGAGUUUUAGCUUCGCUUGCAUACAACUACAAUUAG
Messenger RNA from Impatiens glandulifera, 1419 nucleotides. RefSeq names its product endoglucanase 13-like. Gene Ontology annotation, molecular function: hydrolase activity, hydrolyzing O-glycosyl compounds. The transcript is spliced from 6 exons. Lineage: Eukaryota; Viridiplantae; Streptophyta; Magnoliopsida; Ericales; Balsaminaceae. Gene Ontology annotation, biological process: carbohydrate metabolic process. The record is from RefSeq and is a predicted model, not a curated record. Bases 1 to 1419 code for a protein of 472 amino acids.